Elaeis guineensis (African oil palm) is the source of this 1955-nucleotide messenger RNA. Its product is annotated as NADP-dependent glyceraldehyde-3-phosphate dehydrogenase. Gene Ontology annotation, molecular function: lactaldehyde dehydrogenase (NAD+) activity. The record is from RefSeq and is a predicted model, not a curated record. NCBI's taxonomy places the organism in Eukaryota, Viridiplantae, Streptophyta, Magnoliopsida, Arecales, Arecaceae.
UGCGGCUCUCCUCGUCUCAAUAUAGCGCCCACUCCUCACAGUCGCCCCCUAUCGGCCGUUCUUCUCCGCUAUCCGUCCUCCGCGCGGCGCCACCGAGGGCUCUGAGUGCAAGGAGAGAGGGGAAGAGAGGUAGGAGAGCUCGGAGGCUUGCGGUAAUGGCUGGGAAGGGGGUGUUCGAGGAGAUCAUCGACGGGGACGUGUACAAGUACUACGCGGAUGGAGAGUGGAAGAAGUCGGCUUCGGGGAAGUCGGUCCCGAUCAUCAAUCCGACAACGAGGAAGACUCAGUACAAAGUUCAAGCAUGUACGCAGGAGGAAGUGAACAAGGUGAUGGAAGCUGCGAAGGCAGCGCAGAAGUCGUGGGCUCGGACGCCGCUGUGGAAGCGGGCGGAGCUCCUCCACAAGGCGGCGGCCAUCCUCAAAGAUCACAGGGCCUCCAUCGCGGAGUGCCUCGUCAAGGAGAUCGCCAAGCCUGCCAAAGACGCCGUCACUGAGGUGGUGAGAUCAGGGGAUCUGGUGUCUUAUACGGCGGAGGAGGGAGUUCGGAUACUAGGGGAGGGCAAGUUUUUAGUCUCGGAUAGUUUUCCCGGCAACGAGCGCACCAAAUACUGCCUCAGUUCUAAGAUCCCUCUUGGAGUCGUUUUGGCCAUUCCACCCUUCAACUAUCCUGUCAACUUAGCAGUCUCCAAAAUUGCUCCGGCACUAAUUGCCGGCAACUCCCUUGUGCUCAAGCCUCCCACGCAGGGUGCUGUGUCUGCUCUACAUAUGAUAUAUUGCUUUCACUUGGCUGGUUUCCCAAAAGGCCUGAUCAGUUGUGUCACAGGCAAAGGCUCAGAAAUUGGUGAUUUUCUGACAAUGCAUCCUGGGGUGAACUGUAUAAGCUUUACUGGUGGUGAUACCGGAAUUGCCAUUUCAAAGAAGGCAGGCAUGAUCCCUCUCCAGAUGGAACUUGGGGGGAAGGAUGCAUGCAUUGUGCUUGAAGAUGCUGAUCUUGAUUUGACUGCUGCAAAUAUAGUGAAAGGAGGUUUCUCAUACAGUGGUCAAAGAUGCACAGCUGUUAAGGUUGUCCUAGUUAUGGAAUCUGUAGCUGAUGCUCUUGUAGAUAAGGUGAAGGCUAAGGUGGCAAAACUCACAGUUGGUUCGCCAGAGGAGGAUUGUGAUAUCACUCCAGUUGUGACAGAAUCCUCUGCAAAUUUCAUUGAAGGGUUGGUUAUGGAUGCCAAAGAAAAAGGAGCCACAUUUUGCCAGGAGUACCGAAGAGAGGGAAACCUCAUCUGGCCAUUGCUGUUAGAUCAUGUCCGACCUGAUAUGAGGAUUGCUUGGGAAGAGCCCUUCGGACCAGUCUUGCCAGUGAUGAGGAUCAACUCUGUUGAAGAAGGUAUCCAUCACUGCAAUGCUAGCAAUUUUGGGCUCCAGGGAUGUGUUUUCACAAGGGACAUCAACAAAGCACUGAUGAUCAGUGAUGCUAUGGAAACAGGAACGGUACAGAUCAAUUCAGCACCAGCUCGUGGGCCUGACCAUUUCCCUUUCCAGGGCCUGAAGGACAGUGGCAUUGGAUCACAGGGAAUUACUAACAGUAUCAACAUGAUGACGAAAAUUAAGAGCACUGUUAUUAACUUACCAUCUCCAUCCUACACCAUGGGCUGAAAGACUAAAGUAGAUUGGUCCAUAUGUUAAAUAAGCACGACAGGAAUUUUAUGCCUCUCGGAUUUUAGUUCCAGUUACAUUUUGGUGUUAAUCGAUAAUAAAUAGCACCUUUUGGAUUUUUGUCUAGAUUGGCCUGCUCUAUAUCUACCUUUUGCAUUUAAGGAAAAUUACAUGGUUGUGAAGGCAGACUUUGCUAUAUUUCUUGACCUGAUGGUUAUAUGGAAUCAAUGAGAGCUGUUGCAUUGGUUGUAUUUCUUGUAAUGCGAGAACAUAUCAUCUCUGAAUGGAUGUCUGAGAUGAUAUUUUUGA